Molecule: messenger RNA, 627 nt
Organism: Aspergillus mulundensis
Lineage: Eukaryota; Fungi; Ascomycota; Eurotiomycetes; Eurotiales; Aspergillaceae
Exons: 1
Coding region: 1-627 (208 amino acids)
Source: RefSeq, a predicted model, not a curated record
AUGUCCGCCACCAACCACCGCCCCUUCGACGGCCUCGUGAGCCCCCUGCCACCCACUCCCUCCACAGGCUCCCGCCCCAUGUCCAUCAGCCCAAGCCCUAGUCCCCAUCCCCGUGCCAACCAACCCCUGCACAUCCCCCCAUCAGGAAACCCCACAGCCCAACCCGGCCUCGCAAUUUCAGAGAUCGGCCAAAUGUCUUUCGCAACAGGAACCCUCCUCGGCGUCCUCACAAUCCCCAGCCUAACCCUCAUCGAGCCAACGCCCUCCCACCCCGCCUCAACAUUCCACCCCGUGCGCAUGACGGACCUGGAAACAGGCGCGUUCGGGCACGCGGCAAGCGUUGUCCCGCCUGUGCCCGGUGGCAUCGGGAUCGGCGUGUGGUGGAGUGAUAUGGCGGGCGGGGAUCUGCUUUGGGGCGUUGGACGCGUUGUUAGCGUGCAGCGGAUGCAGGUGCCUAUUGUGCUUGCGGCUCCGGUUGUUGAGGAGGGAGAGAGGAUGUAUCGGAUGCCGUUGACGGAGGAGGAGGUCGAGGAGGAGUAUGAGCUUGGGGAUGGGGGGUGUCAGGUUGAGAUUCUGUAUGCGCGGGAUGAGGGGGAUGGGACGAGGGGGGCGCUUGGGUUUCGGUGA